Messenger RNA from Galeopterus variegatus (Sunda flying lemur), 790 nucleotides. It is a transcript of the gene CCDC68, whose product is annotated as coiled-coil domain containing 68. Gene Ontology annotation, biological process: intracellular signal transduction. The record is from RefSeq and is a predicted model, not a curated record. Gene Ontology annotation, cellular component: intracellular anatomical structure. Lineage: Eukaryota; Metazoa; Chordata; Mammalia; Dermoptera; Cynocephalidae. The transcript has 7 exons. The annotation marks the transcript as partial.
AAUGACAACAGUAACAGUGACCACAGAAGUUCCCUCCAGGGGUAAGACAGAAGAUAAUCCCGCCUUGUAUGAGUUGACAGCAGCUCACAUUAUUGAAGAAACUGAAUAUGUGCGAAAGAUUCGAACUACUCUAGAAAAGAUCCGAAAUCAAAUGUAUAAAGAUGAAGUGGGACGUAACAGUACAAAUCAUAAACUAGAUGCAAAGCGCUGUGGAAACACUCAGAAUGGCUCUGAUGCUGAAACGGAUCCCUCUUCUUGUAGCUGGGAUUCACUCAUGGAAAAGAUGAAAGGGAAAGACCUACAGCUCUUAGAAGUGAACAAAGAAAAUGAAGUAUUGAAAAUCAAGCUGGAAGCCUCCAGAGAGGCAGGAGCAGCGGCUCUGAGAAACGUGGCCCAGAGAUUAUUUCAAAACUACCAAGCACAAUCUGAAGAAGUCAGGAAAAAGCAUGAAGACAGUAAACGCUUACUCCAGGUUAACAAGCUUGAAAAAGAACAGAAAUUGCAACAACAUGUUGGAAAUCUCAGUCAAGUUGCUGAAAAACUUGAAGAAAAACACAGUCAAGUCACAGAAUUGGAGAACCUUGUCCAGAGAAUGGAAAAGGAAAAGAGAACACUAAUAGAAAGAAAACUGUCUUUGGAAAACAAGCUGCUGCAUCUCAAAUCCACAGCUACUUAUGCUAAAAGUUGCCAGGAUCUUCAAAUGGAGAUUUCCAUUCUCCAGGAGCAGAUCUCUCAUCUGCAGUGUGUGAUUCACUCCCAGCAUCAGAACCUGCGCAGUGUCAUCCAGGAG